AAUAAAAGGAAAGGCUUUGAGAAGAGUUGCUUAGAAAGAAGCACGAGAUUUGACGCGGAGCAAAGAGGAACUCGAGGGAGGAGACCGGAGAAGAUCAGAAGGUCCGAGGGACACCGACGGUCGGUGAGCUCAGGUACGAUGGCGACCCUCCUGCUGCGAUCGCUGCUCCUGCUCACCCUGCUCCAGCGAAACUCGGCCAACCCCCUCGCAGCCCAGAAGGGGAACCCGGGCGACACCCCGCAUCCCACGGGCCGCACGCGCAUCAUCUACCGCACGGUGGCCCCCGACGACGAGUACAUAUACGACGAAACGGAUGAAUCGGACCCCGUCCCGAGCCAAAGGCCCGCCCUGACCAGAGAGCUGAACCCAAAGCUCUGCGACUACGACCGCUGCCGGGACGAGCAGGUUCCCUGCGAGCUGCUGUCCGAGUCCUCGGGCUGCCUGUGCCCGGGGCUGAGCGGGCCUCGCGUGCCGCCGAACCCCCCCGAGCUGAGGAGCGUGGUGCGGGAGGGGUCCGCGGUGGUGGCGCGCUGGUGCUCCCCGGCCUCCGCCGUGCUUCACUACCGGGUCACGGUGCGGGGCGGCAGCCCCGCCACGUUCGGGGAGCGGUCGAGGAAGGGCGUGCUGGGUCAGGUGGAGCCGGGCGCUACGGUGUGCGUGGAGGCGCUGAAUGCGGCGGGGUCCUCCGAGAAGUCGUGCCGCGCCUACGAGCCUCCGGAGGACGGCGACCUGGCCCUCAAGGCCGGGCUCACGGGGGGCGCUCUGUGCCUCCUGCUGCUCCUCUCGCUGGCCGCCGUCCUGCUGUGGAGACGCAAGGCUCGCCGGAAGGCCGAGUCCAGCAGCGAGGGCGUGGGAAACCCCUCGUACAGCAAGGACGGGACCAUGUGAAGGGCGCGCGAGAAGCACGGACGCCGCAGCUGUCGGACCGGAGCGCCGCCGAGUAGGAGCAGAACGCUUAGGAAAGUAGAAGUCGCUAGGAGGUGACACACACUCGGCGCACGCCGUGGAUGGCGGAGCAGUGUGUGCGCGCUUCUGAGAAUCCCACGCCGAUCUAACCACGAGGACGGUGACACUCUGAAGGUGGAAACAGGCGUGCGCAUGUGUGAGCGUGUGUGCGUCAGGCUCGAACACGGGAUCACAAUGUAAGAACGGUGUUCAUGGGUGAUGGGGGUGCGCAAGGGCACGUGUGUGUCCGCACGUGGGGGCGGGGCGUCCACUCAUGUGGUAACGCACAAUAAUACCGUGGCUCAUCGUACCUGACGACACAGAGGGGACGGAAUAGGGAGAUGGGAUUAGGUGUGUGUGCGGAACCCCGAGUACCCGUGUUACCGGGGUAACUGUGUACAUAGGAAAGAGUUUGACAGACAGAGGAAAUAGGCUUUAAAUUAAUCCGUAAUUUAUUGCAUUUUAAUUACUUGAGAAAAUGGUAUUGCUUUACACAGUUAAUAGCGAUUUUUGUGUCUAAUAUGUUUCUUGUGUUUGUCUGAAAGCGAAAACUGGAAAAUUAAUUUAUAAUCGAGGUUGUUAAUAUUAUUUUCUUUACAGGGAUCUUUACACUAAAACACCUAGACGGUUUGUGGGCACAUACUGAUUUUUAUCGAGAUGUUCUUUUUAUUUCGUGACUUGGACAUAGAGGUCUGGUGUAAAUAGAUAGAAAUAUUUUUAUAUAGUAUAUUUUGUAAUGAAAUAAGAUGUGGAUGCGUGCACUCGUUUAACCGCAAUAAUAAAGAGGAAAAAAAA
This is a messenger RNA of Scleropages formosus (Asian bonytongue), 1740 nucleotides long. RefSeq names its product LRRN4 C-terminal-like protein. The coding region runs from base 139 to 888 and encodes 249 amino acids. NCBI's taxonomy places the organism in Eukaryota, Metazoa, Chordata, Actinopteri, Osteoglossiformes, Osteoglossidae. The record is from RefSeq and is a predicted model, not a curated record. The transcript is spliced from 2 exons.